UUUCGUCGGCAAAUCAAAUCCCGAAGAAAUUGAAUUAGCAAUUGCUACUCUGCCAGCAGCGACUAAAGUCUCUUUUCUCGCUUCCUCUCUCUGCUAUUAAAAUUAGAAUCCACCUCUUAUUCUUACACUCGCUAACAGCUUUCAUUUACCCUCUCUCUCUGUCUCUUCGCUAACACGAUGGAGAGAUAGCACCUUCUUCUUCCUCUUCUGUCUCAGAUCUGAAAACGCUGAGAGGUAUAAAUCAUCUGUGAAUUCCAUCUGACAACAUGGCUAUAGGGAAAUAUGCUAGAGUAGAUGGUAGAAGAUCAUCAUCGGGUUACUGUUCAACAGUGACUAUUGUUGUCUUUGUGGCGCUAUGCUUGGUGGGUGUUUGGAUGAUGACAUCAUCCUCUCUAGUUCCUGGGCAAAAUGGAGACGUGUCUCAGGAGAAUAAGAAUGAGGUAAAAGAACAGGUGAGUGACAUCAAUAACAGCAAUGCUCGGCAGUUUGAAGAUAAUCCGGGUGAUUUGCCUGAGGAUGCUACCAAGGGGGACAGCAAUGUCACGUCUGAAGACAACUCUAUCUUGCCAGACAAACAAGAAGAGAAGUUGGAGGAAAAUCCUGUAGAGAAGUCUUCUGAAGAUUCAAAGACAGAAGAUGCAGAUAAGAAAACAGAGGACGAAGGUUCCAAGACAGAAAAUACUGAAUCAGACUCAGAAACUACAGAAAAUAACAACGAUACUGAUGAGACUUCCUCUAAGGAAUCUGAUGAGAGUGAAAAGAAAUCUAAAUCUGAUGAUAACAAUAAGUCUGAGUCAGAUGAAAGUGAAAAUAAAUCUGAUAACUCUAAUGAAACAAUAGAUAGUAGGAUAAAGGAGAAGGUGGAACAAAGUGAUAACAAAGAAUCUGAUGAAAGCUCUAGUGAGAAGAAUACAGAUGAUAAUGCCAAAGAACAGAGUUCAAACGAGGUAUACCCUUCUGGGGCCCAGUCAGAGCUUCAAAAUGAGAUUACAACAGAAAAUGGGUCUUGGGAAACUCAAGCAGCAGAGUCAAAGAAUGAAAAGGAGUCUCAAGAAUCCUCCAAACAGCCAGCUGGGUACAAUUGGAAACUUUGCAAUGUCACUGCUGGCCCCGACUUCAUCCCAUGCCUUGACAAUUGGAAAGCAAUUAGGAGUCUUCGGAGUACUAAACACUAUGAGCAUCGAGAAAGGCACUGUCCCGAAGAACCUCCUACCUGCCUUGUUUCUCUUCCUGAAGGAUAUAAACGCUCAGUUGAGUGGCCUAGAAGCAGAGAGAAGAUAUGGUAUUACAAUGUUCCACACACUAAGCUUGCUGAAGUUAAGGGGCACCAGAAUUGGGUGAAAGUUACAGGCGAGUACCUUACUUUUCCUGGUGGUGGAACCCAAUUCAAGCAUGGGGCGCUUCAUUACAUUGACUUCAUACAAGAGUCUGUACCUGACGUUGCUUGGGGCAAACGCACACGUGUUAUCUUAGACGUUGGAUGUGGUGUUGCCAGCUUUGGAGGGUUUCUCUUUGAAAGAGAUGUACUUGCAAUGUCAUUUGCACCAAAGGAUGAACAUGAAGCCCAGGUACAAUUUGCGCUUGAAAGAGGGAUUCCUGCUAUUUCUGCUGUGAUGGGCACAAAGAGGCUUCCCUUCCCUGGGAAAGUAUUUGAUGUAGUCCAUUGUGCAAGAUGUAGAGUUCCAUGGCAUAUAGAAGGUGGAAAACUUCUUUUGGAGCUGAAUAGAGUAUUGCGACCUGGCGGUUUCUUCAUAUGGUCUGCUACUCCUAUUUAUCAGAAGCUUCCUGAAGAUGUUGAAAUCUGGAAUGCCAUGAAGGCAUUAACAAAAGCAAUAUGCUGGGAACUUGUAUCAAUCAGCAAGGACCGUGUUAAUGGAGUUGGUGUAGCCAUAUACAAGAAGCCAACUUCUAAUGAGUGCUAUGAGAAACGCUCUAAGAAUGAGCCUCCACUUUGUCAAGACUCUGAUGAUCCAAAUGCAGCAUGGAACGUUAAAUUGCAAGCUUGCAUACACAAAGCGCCGGUUAGUUCAACAGAACGCGGGUUACAAUGGCCAGAGCAAUGGCCAGCAAGACUGACCAAAGUACCUUAUUGGUUAUCAAGUUCCCAAGUUGGAGUUUAUGGAAAGCCUGCCCCUGAAGAUUUUGCUGAUGAUUAUAAACACUGGAAACGCGUAGUUUCCAAAUCUUAUCUAAACGGGAUGGGAAUUCAGUGGGCAAAUGUACGGAAUGUCAUGGAUAUGAACUCUAUCUAUGGAGGAUUUGCUGCAGCUUUGAGAGAUUUGAAUAUUUGGGUCAUGAAUGUGGUUUCAAUAGACUCCCCAGAUACUCUUCCCAUUAUUUAUGAACGAGGUCUUUUUGGUAUAUAUCAUGAUUGGUGCGAAUCAUUUAGCACCUAUCCUAGGUCCUAUGAUCUCCUCCAUGCAGAUCAUCUGUUUUCAAAGCUUAAGAAAAGGUGCAAUUUAGCUGGUAUAGUGGCUGAGGUUGAUCGGAUUCUCAGGCCUGAAGGAAAGCUUAUUGUCCGUGACACUACUGAGAUCAUUGACGAGCUUGAGAGCAUGGUAAGGUCUAUGCAGUGGGAGGUUCGCAUGACAUACUCCAAGGAUAAGGAGGGCUUGUUAUGUGUCCAGAAGUCCAAGUGGCGGCCUAAGGAGUCGGAGACACUCGAGUAUGCCAUUAUUUAAGCAUGGAUCAGAUACCAAAAUUCUUGGGUUUUGGCUGCGCAAAUUUAUUGUGUAACUGUACUUCCACUAAUAGUGAUGUAUCAUGUUAGUUAGGAAUCCAUGUAUUCGUCUUUUUUCUUUGGGUAUUAAUUUUGAUAUCCUCUAUUUAUAUUUAGAGGUUGAUGUCUUUUGCUGUAACACGGUGCCAAAGUGUGAAGGAAAUUUGAUCACAUUCUUGCAAAUGUAGAGGCCAUUGGUUUAAAAGCGUAAUAAUUGAGA
Molecule: messenger RNA, 2939 nt
Organism: Gastrolobium bilobum
Lineage: Eukaryota; Viridiplantae; Streptophyta; Magnoliopsida; Fabales; Fabaceae
Product: probable methyltransferase PMT26
Exons: 9
Coding region: 267-2681 (804 amino acids)
Cellular component (GO): cytoplasm; trans-Golgi network; endosome
Molecular function (GO): methyltransferase activity
Source: RefSeq, a predicted model, not a curated record